GCAAAAUAGCAGCCACACUUGGAUCAUCGCCGAGCAUGCGCCGAGACGACUGCCGGCCCGCGACCGAGGACGACUUCGUCUACCUCGGAGACGACGACGACGACGAUGACCCGAUCGAAGACGAGCUCCGCAUGUGGGCGCGCUUCCGGCGGCGGCGCUUCUUCAAGUCGGGCCUCUCGACGUACGAGGAGUACUACUCGCGCAACGAGACAGGGCGGCGCCUCGGCCGCUUCUCACUGCACAUGCGGCUCAACGAAGAGCGCCCGACCAUCACGAUCCUGCUGGGCAAUCGGUCGUCGCGUAGCCGUCCAUCGGUCGUGCGGCCCACUACCGAGACACCGCGGCGCGUGCGCAGCAGCAGCCUCGACGCCAACUGGCGCGUCUCGAAAUGCGGCGACGUGCUCCGGCCAAAGCUCCUGGCCGACCCCAACUUUAGCUUUUUCCAGCACCGGUCGAUCUCCAAGGUCCCACGGCAAGAGCAGACGCGCGAGCCGACGGGCACGCAGAGUCUUCUCAGCCGGCCCACGAGCAUGCCGGACGUGACGAUGCCGAGCCCGCAGCAACUGCGGCGCCAUUGCAGCUCACCCGAAGUCUUCUUCGACGCGCAGGAGCCGCCUCUCGAGUACCAGGAAGCCGACAACGUGCGGUCGAGCACGCCCGAGGAUCCUCGCCCGAGCGACGAACGUCGGCCGAGCGACUACGGCGAGGGCGACGACGAACCUUCGCCGCUCUACGGCGACACGCAAGAAGACGCUGGCCGGUUCCGCUCGAGCGACGCCACGUAUCGCCCCAGUGAUCUCGACAAGUUUCGGCCCAGUGGCAUGCGCGAGUCGUCCUUCAGCAGCAACUACAACCCGGUCACAAUCCGCAACAGCGUCACCCACAACGUCAACGUCGUCGCCUUCCUCGGCGGCUUCAAGGGCAGUAGCAAUCGGCGCUCGACGCGCUCGAGUCUCGACCAGCGGCCGUCCUUUGACUCGUACCGCCUCAAGCGCAGCAAGAAGACGAGUCCCUCCGUGCCCGACACGAGCUUUGGCAAGCGGCUGCGCGACGCACGCAACCGCAUUCCGCCCGAGUUUCGCGACGACCUUCCGAUCGCGCCGGUCCUCGUCCAGAAGCCGCCCCGCGUCAAAAAGUCGGUUCAGUUCCGCGCCGAGAACGAGGUCUUUGUGUUUGAGAAGCAAGACCCGAUCGACGACGACGACGACGUCUACGUCGUCGAGCUCGAGCACGACCUGUAGCCGUAUGUGUUUGCCAUGUAUUUAAUAUGUAGUCAUCUCCGUGUCGACGCUCCGUUGAUGCCCAUCGACUAGUGCAAGUUGGAAA
This is a messenger RNA of Saprolegnia diclina VS20, 1326 nucleotides long. RefSeq lists its product as hypothetical. The record is from RefSeq and is a predicted model, not a curated record. Lineage: Eukaryota; Oomycota; Saprolegniomycetes; Saprolegniales; Saprolegniaceae. The transcript has a single exon. The coding region runs from base 36 to 1241 and encodes 401 amino acids.